AUGGCCCACCGAUGCAACGUGUCUCUGGCGAACCACCGCAUAGUGUCUUCGCUGCAGCGGCGCUGCCGCUUUUUCGUUUUAGCUGCUGAAGGAGACGAAAGAAUAGCCGAAGUUCGUCCCUUUGGAGAUCCAAAAAAGGGAAAAGACGAGUCUUGGGCUGCUUACAGGCAGCAGCAAAUCAAGAGUGCGGGCCCUCCCGCUGCUGCUGCUGCUGCUGCUGCUGCUGCUGCUGCUGCUGCGGCAGCCGCCGGCCAGAAACGCGUCAAAGACGAGGCGCGGGAGACCCUGCAGCAGCAGGAGGACGAGCAGCAGCAGCAGCAGGAGAUGCAGCAGGAGGAGCCGCAGCAGGAGCAGCAGCAAGAGCCGCAGCAGGAGCAGCAGCAAGAGCUGCAGCAGGAGCUGCAGCAGGAGCAGCAGCAAGAGCUGCAGCGGGAGCCGGAGCCGCAGCAAGAGCUGCAGCAGGAGGAGGCAGCAGCUGGCCGGCCUCGCGGGAGGACCAAGAGAGCAGCAGCAGCAGGAGGAGCAGCAGCAGGAGCAGCAGCAGCAGGAGAGGAAUCGCAGCAGCAGCAGCGGCAGCGCCGUGGGCGCGGCGCCCGGAAAGCCGAGGGCGGCGACUCCGACGCUGCUGCUGCUGCUGCAGCUGCUGCAGCAGCGAAGGUGGAGGAAGCAGCGGGAAAGGACGAGGCCGCAAACGCCCCCGCAGCAGCAGAAGACGCUGCUGCUGCUGCAGCAGCAGCAGCAGCAGCAGCAGCAGCAGACGCAGCAGGCGGCGACGAAACGACGACCGCAACAGUAGACGGCGAGAGUUUCGCCUCCGACCCCCCCCCCUCCUCCUCCGCCCCUCCCC
This is a messenger RNA of Eimeria necatrix, 847 nucleotides long. RefSeq lists its product as hypothetical. The record is from RefSeq and is a predicted model, not a curated record. The annotation marks the transcript as partial. The transcript is spliced from 2 exons. NCBI's taxonomy places the organism in Eukaryota, Apicomplexa, Conoidasida, Eucoccidiorida, Eimeriidae.